Cloeon dipterum is the source of this 1854-nucleotide messenger RNA. It is a transcript of the gene Vdup1, whose product is annotated as arrestin family protein Vdup1. Gene Ontology annotation, cellular component: cytoplasm. The transcript is spliced from 6 exons. The record is from RefSeq and is a predicted model, not a curated record. The coding region runs from base 142 to 1140 and encodes 332 amino acids. Gene Ontology annotation, biological process: protein transport. Lineage: Eukaryota; Metazoa; Arthropoda; Insecta; Ephemeroptera; Baetidae.
CUCCUCUCCGCUGCCUUGUAAGUCGCGCUGUUGAACAACAAACAACACAGACGGGUCUGCUGCUUUUGAAACACGAGCGAGAAUGGUCGGCUUGUGACCAGGAUUUUUAUCUAUUUCUGGUGACCACGGGACGACGCCGAGAUGGCCAAGAAGCUGAUCAAGUUUGUGAUCCUGUUCGAUAACACCAACCUGCUUUAUUUCCCGGGACAGUUCCUCAGCGGACGCGUUUUGGUCGAGCUUGAGGAGGACACGCCUGCCCUUGGUCUGCACUUCCAUGUCGUGGGUGAAGGUGUGGUUCGCGUGCGCAGCGGUCGCCACGAACGCCUCUACGACAAAGAGAACUACAUCGACUUCCGCAUGAGACUGCUCGGCGAGCCGGGUCAGGGGCCUUCGGUGCUCUCUCCUGGGAUCCACAGCUUCCCUUUCAAACUGGGACUGCCACUGGGACUGCCGUCCACCUUCCUCGGAAAACACGGCUGGAUUCAGUACUACUGCAAGGCGGCCCUGCGCGAGCCCAACGGACUCACGCACAAAAACCAGCAGGUCUUCAUCGUCAUGAACCCGAUCGAUCUGAAUCUCGAGCCGCCGAUUUUGGCACAACCGUUCCGGUGCGAGAUCGAGCACCGACUGGGCAUCACGUGCUUCUCGUCUGGCCCGGUUUUGUGCCGAGUGGCCCUUGACCGCGGCGGCUAUGUCCCGGGUGAAACCAUUGGCAUCUCUGCGCUCGUGCACAACCGCAGCAAAGUGACCAUCAAGUACACGAAAGCCUCCCUCACCGAGACGGUCCAGUACCUGGCGAGGAGCAAGGUGGUGCAGGCCGAGACCAGGGAGCUGGCCUCCCUGUCCAGAGGCAAAAUCAAGCCCGGCGACAAGGAUGAGUGGCUGAACGAGCAGCUCUACGUGCCGCCCCUACCACCCACUAAUCUUAGAGGAUGCAACCUCAUCAGGAUCCAGUAUGACGUCUAUUUCAUCAUAGACCCAAAGAGUAUGGAGAAGGAAAUCAAGUUGCAGCUGCCGAUCAUGAUGGCGACCUACCCGCUGCGCACCAACGAAGGCACUUUGGCCCGCAAGCAGGGCGCCCACUACCCGUCAACGCUGCCCAUCUUCCGUCCCUGGCUGGACGAAAAAACCUUUGAUUGAUGAGUUUUGCAGCGAAAAGAGACUCGAAUUUUGAUGAUGCCAUUACCCCACUCUCACUCGCUCGGCGCGCGGCGGCGUGCACAUGCGGCUUUGCACUCUUUUUUGCUCUGCGAGCGAGCCAUAACAGAUUUUCGCUUGAAAUAAUAGGGCCGUGUUUUUCAUCGCUCGAUUAAAAAGAAACUUUCCCCAGUGACUAAAAACUCAAGCUAAUGGAAUGUUAUUAACAACGGCCAAUUUUACUUUUGCCCUCCUGAAACGAACGAAAAUAUAACUAAUGCGAAGUGCCGAGAAGUCACCCUUUACGCGCUAACUAACAAUGAGGGAAGAAAUUGAAAUGAUCGUGACUGAAUUUGUAGUUUCGGCAGCUUUCGACAAGCUCAAUUACGGUGUCGGAAUAACAGAGUGCUUGUAAUAACAAUGGAUUUAAAAUAGAUUAAUGUAUUUUUUAUUUUAUCAUUGUGUGUGAGCGAAAGUUAGUGAGACUUUAAGAUGUGAAAUAUGGGAUAAACGUUUAGGAAAAAUCAAAUCCCAUAAUUGUACUAAAAGAUUGACUAGAAUUAAUCAGGUGAUUGAUUUUUCAAUCGACUGUGCGAGUGACAUCUCAACAUUCUACUAUGAAGUGGAUUCAAUGAAAUCGUGCAUUUUGCCAUUGUUGUGUGACUUGCAUAAAAAUGUGUACUGCGAUGACGCAAUAAACAUAAAUUUAACAGCGAA